GAGGUUCCGUAACUCAAACGCAUCCUCCAGCUGAACAGCACUGAUAUUUACGCACAAUGGCUCAUGUUGAGGUACCGAGUCUACUGGAGCGACACGCCGCCCGGAGGACGUUUCCGCUGCUGACCCGGACCAAGGUCUGCCGGAGCCUCUUCGGACCGGUGGACCACGAGGAGCUGAACCGGGAGAUGAAGCAGAAGCUGCAGGAGAUCUCGGAGCGCGAGCGUAGCCGCUGGAACUUCAACUUCGAGAACAACUCGCCCCUGCCUGGGAAUUACGAGUGGGAGGAGGUGGGCGCGCGGUGCGUACCGGAUUUCUAUCGGGACUCUGGUCGGUGCGGCGUAAAACCGCGGACUGCUUUAAUUAAUCACGUUAAAGUGGAGAGCGCGGAGUGCGCGGGGGAAAACGCCGAACCGGAGGUGGUGCGUCCCCCCGCUGAGGUCAACCAGGAGAACCGGUCCGGAGCUCUGAACGGAACACCGACGUGCGCACGCAAAAAGAGACGGAGUCGGUCGGUGCAGGAGUCUCCCAGAAGUAGCAGCACUCAAAUUACAGACUUUUUCCCCAAAAGAAAGAGGUCCGCAGAAAGCUCCUCCAUCCCUGUUGAAAUCACACCCCGCAAGAGAAUCAGAUGAUAUUUUUUCCAGUUUUCAGUUUGUUUGUGGACGACCAGCUCCGGCGUUUAUCUGCUGAGCGGAUGACGGACGCGGGGCGGAAAGACGGACAUAAACAAAGACAUAAAACCGACAAACAAACAGACAGAUUGAAAAAAAAAAGCUCGAUCUCGAUCUUUUAUGAUCUGAUGUAUGUAGCAAUACUGGCUCUGCCAAACGGACUCAAGUUGCAGUGUUACAAACUUCUCAAACGGUGCAAUUUUUUAAUAUUUUGUUUGAGAUUUUUUUAUUGUGUUCUUUGAUUAUGUUUUAUUUUAUUUUUGUGUUGGUAGGCUACAGAUUCUAGUUUAGAUUCUAGCCUUAUUAGGAUUAUUUUGUUCGUUUUUGUUUCGUGUAUGUUUUUGUUGUCCUAAUUUAUGUUGUUUUAAUUUAUGAUCCACCGCAGUUUGGUCACUUUUUUAAUUUACUGCUGUUUAUUUACUGCAAUAUUUUAAGUUUUAUGUUUAAUGUUUUAUUUAAGUUUCUGCCGGAUGAUUGUCAUGCAAAGAAUGUCUCUGAGCCGAUGUUUAAUAUAUAUAAACGUAUAUAUUUCCGAGCUUUGUACGAAAAUGAAUGAAUGAAUCACGAAAAAAAUAAAUUAUAUUUUUGUUUA
Astyanax mexicanus (Mexican tetra) is the source of this 1263-nucleotide messenger RNA. RefSeq names its product cyclin-dependent kinase inhibitor 1Ca (gene cdkn1ca). Gene Ontology annotation, biological process: regulation of cell cycle. Gene Ontology annotation, cellular component: nucleus. Gene Ontology annotation, molecular function: cyclin-dependent protein serine/threonine kinase inhibitor activity. The transcript has 3 exons. NCBI's taxonomy places the organism in Eukaryota, Metazoa, Chordata, Actinopteri, Characiformes, Acestrorhamphidae. The coding region runs from base 57 to 632 and encodes 191 amino acids. The record is from RefSeq and is a predicted model, not a curated record.